Phodopus roborovskii (desert hamster) is the source of this 1429-nucleotide messenger RNA. RefSeq names its product glutamic-oxaloacetic transaminase 2 (gene Got2). Gene Ontology annotation, molecular function: pyridoxal phosphate binding; L-aspartate:2-oxoglutarate transaminase activity. Gene Ontology annotation, cellular component: mitochondrion. The record is from RefSeq and is a predicted model, not a curated record. Lineage: Eukaryota; Metazoa; Chordata; Mammalia; Rodentia; Cricetidae. The transcript has 10 exons. Bases 80 to 1372 code for a protein of 430 amino acids. Gene Ontology annotation, biological process: L-aspartate catabolic process; biosynthetic process.
GGAGCCCGCGCCUCUGUGCCUGCGGACGCUUCCCGAGCUCUCGGUUCUGCUACUGUCCACUGCCGUCUUGCCGCCCACCAUGGCCCUGCUGCACUCCAGCCGCGUCCUCUCCGGGGUGGCUGCCGUCUUUCACCCAGGCCUUGCGGCCGCAGCCUCUGCCAGAGCCAGCUCCUGGUGGGCCCAUGUAGAAAUGGGACCCCCAGAUCCCAUCCUGGGAGUUACUGAAGCCUUCAAGAGAGACACCAACAGCAAAAAGAUGAAUCUGGGAGUUGGUGCCUACCGAGAUGAUAACGGGAAGCCUUACGUGCUCCCCAGUGUCCGGAAGGCAGAGGCCCAGAUUGCUGCAAAGAAUUUGGACAAAGAAUACCUGCCUAUCGGGGGGCUGGCAGAAUUCUGUAAGGCUUCUGCAGCACUGGCCCUGGGGGAGAACAACGAAGUGCUAAAAAGUGGCCGGUUUGUCACCGUGCAGACUAUUUCUGGAACUGGAGCCUUAAGGAUCGGAGCCAGUUUUCUGCAAAGAUUCUUUAAGUUCAGCAGAGAUGUCUUUCUGCCCAAACCAUCCUGGGGAAAUCACACGCCCAUCUUCAGGGAUGCUGGCAUGCAGCUACAAGGUUAUCGAUACUAUGACCCCAAGACUUGUGGAUUUGACUUCUCAGGAGCCAUAGAAGACAUUUCAAAAAUCCCAGAGCAGAGUGUUCUCCUCCUGCAUGCCUGUGCUCACAACCCCACUGGCGUGGACCCUCGUCCAGAGCAGUGGAAGGAAAUCGCGGCAGUGGUCAAGAAAAAGAAUCUCUUUGCGUUCUUUGAUAUGGCCUACCAAGGCUUUGCCAGUGGUGAUGGUGACAAGGAUGCCUGGGCUGUGCGCUACUUCAUCGAGCAGGGCAUUAAUGUUUGCGUCUGCCAGUCAUAUGCCAAGAACAUGGGCCUAUAUGGUGAGCGUGUGGGAGCCUUCACUGUGAUCUGCAAAGAUACGGAUGAAGCCAAACGAGUGGAGUCGCAGCUGAAGAUCCUGAUCCGUCCCAUGUAUUCCAACCCCCCUCUCAAUGGUGCCCGGAUUGCAGCAACCAUUCUGACCUCCCCAGACUUGAGAAAGCAGUGGUUGCAAGAAGUGAAAGGCAUGGCCGACCGCAUCAUUAGCAUGAGGACCCAGUUGGUCUCCAACCUGAAGAAAGAGGGGUCCUCCCACAAUUGGCAGCACAUCACCGACCAGAUCGGCAUGUUCUGUUUCACUGGCCUAAAGCCUGAGCAGGUGGAGCGGCUAACCAAGGAAUUCUCAGUCUACAUGACAAAGGAUGGCCGCAUCUCUGUGGCAGGGGUCACCUCUGGCAAUGUGGGCUACCUUGCCCAUGCCAUUCACCAGGUCACCAAGUAAUUUCCAGGGUGCAAAGGAACAGAGACCACCUUUGCGCUCAUGAGAGUUCACGUGCAG